AUGACGAGCCCUUCCAGCGUGACGCCGACACCGUCGACCAGUGCCAAGACGACACUCGACUGUCGUGUCGACGCUACGGCUGCCAUCGAGGUUGACGUCGCCGACAAAGCAUCGAUGUGCCAUAUCUGGGCCCUUGGCGUCCUCACUGUCAUUGGCGGUCAGUUUUACGGCUGGAACGAAGCGCUAAGUACCGGCUUUGUACCCUACUUUGUGUCGCAAGUGCUCAUGGGCCUCGCCUUCAUUGCGUACAUGGCGUGUGCUUCUGAAGUCUGCGGCAAAAUUCAGUUUUCCGGCGGCGCGUACGGCCUCGCGCGCGUCACGCUCGGCUUCUACACCGGCUUCCUCGUCGGCUUUUUAGAGCUCCUCGAGUACGUCACGUACACGUCGGUCUCGGUGCUCUUCAUGUCGGACUUUAUGACGACAACGUACGGCGUGGAGAAGGCGUGGGAGCCGCUGCUCUGGGCUAUCUACUACGCGGUGACGACGAGCCUGAUCUUGCUCCGCGGCAAACAUUUUUGGCGCUUUUGUCUCGUCCUUGCCGCAGCGUGUGUGGUGCCACCCCUCGUCUAUUGCGUCGCCUCGAUUGGGCAUACUGACUUUGCAACAUAUGGACCGCUCCAAAUCGGCAACGCGUCCGAACAAGAGGUGUGGGUCACCGGCGACCUCGGCGCUGCCUACUUUGCGUGGCUGCCUUAUACCACGUGGGCGUACGCCGGGGUCGAGUGCCUCACACUGGUGACGAGCGUCACAAAAGAUGCCAAGACGUCGAUGCCCAAGGGCUUGAUGGCCGCCACCUACACGCUCUUCGUGUUCAACGUGGCGCUGGUGUGCAUCGUCUCGGCGCUGCCACCUGGUCUCGCGGCCACGGCAAGUGCCCAGUUCCCGCUCAACACUGGGUUCGAGCUCGGUCUGCACAUGUCGGCGCACGGGGCGUCGUGGCUCAUCAUGCCCGGUCAAUUUGGCAUGGCGUUUGGCUUCAUGAUGCCAUGCGCACGACUGGCGCAGGCGCUCGCCGACUCCAACUUGCUGCCGCUGCGUCUCGGAAUCAAGGGCCAGUCGACGCCGCGCCGGGCGCUGGUGCUGACGUCGACCAGCGGGUACCUCAUCUGCCUCGUCUCGUUCUACAGUCCUCUGUUUCUAAGUGCGCUUCAAAACAUUUCGAUUCUGGCGGCGGUGCUCUGCUACGGCGCGCAGAUCGGCGGCUUUGUCAUGCUCCGGACGCGGUACCGCACCGAGACAACAGGGUACGUCUCUCCGUUUGGAAUGCCCGGGGCCGUCUACGCGUGUGUGAUUUACAGCCUCUUGGGCAUCUCGAUCAUCGGCGGCUUUCAAGACGACAACGGCGUCGCCCUUGGCUCACUCAUCGCAUUUUUGAUGGUGCUCUCGCUCUAUUAUCAUUUUGUGUGCAAGAAGAUCCAGUCCAUCUCGAAAGACGAGUACAGCUCGAUUUUCCGCUUUAGCGUCAUGAAGUUCAACGCAGCACGGAAAAAGAAGACAACAAAUGGCGGCACCAAACACGGAGCGUCUAAAAACACCCAUCUCUCGGCGAACGGCCCCAAACCCAACGGGUGCUCCAACGGCCAUGGUGGCAGCGGCCGCACAUUCGGGCUAGGCGGCGCGACUCGUGGCAGUAGCAUCAAGUCGAUCGCGGUGCAGGCGGCCAAGGCAUGA
Molecule: messenger RNA, 1671 nt
Organism: Saprolegnia diclina VS20
Lineage: Eukaryota; Oomycota; Saprolegniomycetes; Saprolegniales; Saprolegniaceae
Exons: 1
Coding region: 1-1671 (556 amino acids)
Biological process (GO): transmembrane transport
Cellular component (GO): membrane
Molecular function (GO): transmembrane transporter activity
Source: RefSeq, a predicted model, not a curated record